Oldenlandia corymbosa var. corymbosa is the source of this 306-nucleotide messenger RNA. The record is from the annotation of a GenBank genome assembly. NCBI's taxonomy places the organism in Eukaryota, Viridiplantae, Streptophyta, Magnoliopsida, Gentianales, Rubiaceae.
AUGAAACGAAUUAGAGCCUCUAAUUUAGAGGAUUGGCAGUCUCCGGAAAUUCAACGACUUCCGUCGAAAUUGAAAUCAUCAAAUCAAGUUGAUCCCGUCAAUUAUUUGGGGACCAAUUCCUUUUCUGGGUUAAAGCCUCUACGAAUUCAAUUUAUGAAAAGGAAAUUGGAAGGGACUUCGGUUUCUUUGAAGGCCGUUGGGAGAAUUCAUUACCAGAGUGUCAUAACGAUAUGUCUACAGAGGCAGCUGCAGCUGUUGCUAAAAUACCAAUAUGCAUUGGCUUGCACAGGUGCACCAUGUUUCUGA